AUGGACGAACAACAGCAAGCCGUAAAAGAUGAGGCAUCAGAAGUCGCCUGGUGGAUGCGAUGGCUCGCCACAGUUGCCGGUGUUAUCGGUGGUAUCACUGCCUGUUUUGGUGGAUUCUUUGGGCUUUUCAAGGGCGCCAUCAGCCUUGAUGCGGUGGAAUUUAUAGGCUAUGCAAUUAUGCUUUUCCUAGGCUUUCUCAUUUUCGUGAUGGAGGCUACUUUUGUUUGCCGCCCAGUCACAUUUGCUCAACCGAUAAUCCAAAGAAUGGACCGAGUGAGAUUUUGGCAUCGUGGAGCAAUCUACUGCGGCCUUUCGAUGAUUUCUUACAUGAUGCUCGCUAGCAACUCGCCUUUUGGCAGCUUAGGCUCAAUAAUCGUUCCUUUCGCUACUGGCGUUUUAUAUGGAUUAAUGGCGCUUGGCCGAAAAGCUGAUCGAGAUCAGAUGCUCGCCAACGCUGCCCGAAGUGACAACUAUCAGCAGUUUGAGAAUGAAGAACCCUAA
Messenger RNA from Oikopleura dioica, 501 nucleotides. The record is from the annotation of a GenBank genome assembly. Lineage: Eukaryota; Metazoa; Chordata; Appendicularia; Copelata; Oikopleuridae.